Pocillopora meandrina is the source of this 1068-nucleotide messenger RNA. The record is from the annotation of a GenBank genome assembly. Lineage: Eukaryota; Metazoa; Cnidaria; Anthozoa; Scleractinia; Pocilloporidae.
AUGUCUGCCGAUUCAGAUUAUCCGGAGAUCGUGCCGAAAAGUGCACCUGAGACUAAGGGAACAGACUUUUGUGGUGAUAAAAACAGCUUCUAUAUCAUCCGAUCUGAUGUGGGUGUCUACAUGAGGUGCAAAGAUAUUCACGCUGGUCAAGAUAUCAAGAUUCACCGUCUAAGUGAGGCCUGUAGAUGGGGCGAUCAUUACUUGGCCACUAACUCUUAUUUCUACAUCAUUAAAGGAGAUGAAUAUCGCAGAGUGACCGACCUGAGUAAAGACGAUGACGCUGUGGUUUACUCUCUUCAUCGCAACUGUCGCGGAGGAAGCGGCUAUUACUCUGCCUUUGGUAAUUGGUACAUCGUGUUUGCCAACAGAGGUACCUACAGACGAGUGAGUAACAUGAACAAAGAUGAAGACGCCGUUGAAUAUAAAAUCCAUCAAGCGUUCCAAGAUGGCAUCUAUUUCUGGGGUACCAAUGAUUAUGUGUACUGUCUGAAGCAGGCUAGAAAAUGGGGUGUCACCUAUCACAGAAGCACCAAUAUGAACUUGAACAAAGAUUGCGGUGACUUCAGCGUUCACGAGUCAGUGCUCAAGUUUAUCCCUGGUGGUAUAGCGCACACGCAUGGAAAAGUGUUCGGGUAUUGGAAAGAUGUAAAAUGUCUUCAAAACGACUCCAACACUGCCAUUGAAUGGGAAAAAACCAUCAAGAAAACCGUUGGAUUUGAAAGGAGCACAAUGUCCUCCAUAGAGUUCGAAUGGUCCAUCGAGAUGGGAAUAAGCGAAGAAGUAGGAAUCAAAGCCCAAGUUUCAGAAUUGAUUGAAGCUCUCUGUAAAGUUCAGUAUAGCCUCAAAGUGAAGUUUGGUGGAAAGAUGGUCAACACAGAGCAGCUCCAGUGGAAUACAACCACCGAAGAAGACGAAACCGUUAAGCUGAAAAUUCCACCGAACACCAAGCUGUACGUUUGGCAGUUUCAAAUGGGCUUUGGAAAGAAAAAGAACCUCUUCAGCCGUGAUACUGCAAUCACAUACGGUAAAACACCACCUAAGGAAACACCAGAGCAUUUUAUGCAUUAA